Molecule: messenger RNA, 3015 nt
Organism: Leptosomus discolor (cuckoo roller)
Lineage: Eukaryota; Metazoa; Chordata; Aves; Leptosomiformes; Leptosomidae
Gene: AMER3
Product: APC membrane recruitment protein 3
Biological process (GO): regulation of canonical Wnt signaling pathway
Cellular component (GO): plasma membrane
Molecular function (GO): beta-catenin binding; phosphatidylinositol-4,5-bisphosphate binding
Source: RefSeq, a predicted model, not a curated record
AUGGAGCUCAAGAGAGGAAAAACUUUCAUAAAAUCCAGUGUGCAACAUGAGAAAGUGCCACCAGUGCAUACAGUUUCUAUCAACAAAGAUGAUAUGGGGAAAACCAAAAACGCAGCUCUGGAGGGAAACCAAAGUGUAGCUGAAGUCCAGCUGGCAUGUUUGGCUACGCACAAGAACUACAGAAUUUCUACCAGAGCAGCAAGGAAUGGAGCUGGUGACAACAGCCUGGAAAAAUCAUUUGGGUCCUCCUACAAAUUUGUAAGGAAGAGUAAAACCCAUGACUGCGUUACUGAGGCAGACAAAGCAGAGCACUGCAGCCUCAGCAGCAGGGCUUGUGAGGAAGGUUUUCCUGGAAAGGGUAAGGGGCGACUUGUCAAUAGCAUCAGCUUUUCAGGGAUGUCCAGCUCCAGCAGUAAGAAACAGUGUGUGGUCAGCCCCAGCCAGUCUGUGUGCAGCAGUCAGAUGAUCGACUACAGGAACUUUGUGCCACAGAUGCCUUUUGUACCAGCUGUCGCAAAAACCAUUCCCAGGAAGAGGAUUUCCCUCAAGAGAUCUAAGAAAGGGCUCAGAGAUUUAUUUCAUAUAAAAAAACCCAAACCAGACAGCCUCACAUUCCUGGUUGAGAAGGAAAAGAAUCUGUCCUCUCCAGGCUUCAAGAGUGAGUUGUCCGGGCGUCUUGCAAAGUAUCUUUUCAAAACCGGAGAAACCUUUGCAGCUGAUUGCUUGUCACAAGACUGUUCAGACAGCGAACUGCAGUCUGACUCUUCCUACGACUGCUGCAACACCCUGUGUGAAGAUGUUGCUUCACUGAAGAGCUUUGACUCCCUCACUGGCUGUGGGGAAAUCUUUGCUGACGAGAGCUCUGCACACCUGGAGCUGGAGAACAGCAAAGAACUUCUGCUGAGACGAAGCAAGCACAAAGACAGCCCUGUCAUGGGCUCUUUCCAAGGGGGUGUGGAGCAGCUGGCCUCUCCUGGCCAGAAUGAGACUGUUGAAUUUGCAAAGUUUUGGGACAACAUCAACAAAUCAGUAAGGCUACAUCAGAGUGCUCUGUUUGAUAAGAAGUUACUGAAGACACCUGGUCCUGAUGUGGAAAAGGCUAGAAGCCAGGCUGCUGCAUCUGUGACAGACCCCCAAGUGUCACCUGAUAAAGAUGGUGACAAUUCCAAAGAGAGCUCCACAGAAACAGGAACCCCGAAAAGUGACAACCAGGAGUCCACAUCCACAAGUGAUGAAGGCUACUAUGAUUCAUUCUCUCCUGGACAAGAUGAUGAAAUGAAGGAAGCUGAGACCCCUGGGGUCCCAGGUAGAUUUCCAAGAGACAGCUACAGUGGCGAUGCCCUUUAUGAGCUCUUCUAUGACCCAAAUGAAGUCAAAAUAAACCCAGUCCUAGAUGAAGACUUGUGCACAUCUGAAAGCAUUUCAGAACAAGCCAUUGAAAUCCCUUUGUCCAUUUACAGCUUUCAUGUUGGAGCCGAGGAGAACAUGGCUUCCCAACCAGCUCUAGACAUUAUCAGCCAGGGUUUUUUCCACAGCACAUGGAAAGGUAAAGAAUGUUUGCUAAAGCUCUGCGAUACCGAGCUUUCACUGACCAUGGGGAUAAUAAACUGGCUGCGAAAACACUCAGGACUCAUUUCCUCACCUGACUCUCUUCGGAGUCCUCAGUCACAGCCAGAAAAGUCUAAUGAUUCAUCAAUCCUGCCCAGCCCCACUGCAGAGCAGAAAGUGAGCACAGAGGCCCAGCAGGAGAAACCAAGCAAGGAAGAAUCUGAUACAUUCAAGCUGUGUGUGUCUUUGGAUGAAAGCAAACAUGCAACCCAGGCCACUUCAGUAAAUAUUGCUGAAAGAGACUGCAGCCUGGACUCUUGCCCUAACACAUCUAAUUUGGAUUUGCAAGGGAGGGAAGGGAGUCACCACAAGCAUUCAUCUACAGUGCAUGGGACUGCAGAAACCACCACAUCAUCAAGUUAUGCACCACAAUCACAGGAUGAUGGAGACAAUCUGCAGACAUCUUCAACUCAGAAUGAGAAGAUGACAAUUUCAGAAGGAUGUGAGACAUCCAGAGAUAAAAACCCACUGCCAGAAAACCUGAACAGAGACAGUGGGACCCAGAGCUCUGGAAACCCUUCAUUAGAUGAUGAUCAUGAAGUAGAAUCAUGUUACUCCUACAAGACUGCUGUGACCUCACUCCUGGAUCCCCUUGGGAGGGAGGACAGAAAUAAACCGAUGUAUCACUCACUCUCUAUUUCCUGUGACAAAACACUGCAGCCUCUUACUCCCAGACGCUUCCAGAGCUACAUUAGCCCCACACCAACGGAGAGCAGCACUAACAUAGUGCAGCUCUUAGAGCACUGUGUAACACAAGUGGCAUCAUUACAAAUCAGCUAUGAAAACAAGCACCUGGAAGACAAAUGCAUCGGGAAUGAAAUGAACAAUAUUAUUCGUAAGAUGUCUCAGUACAAAAACAAGUUAUUGUUGCAAAAUGAACGCAACUGCAUUGCCCGCAAACCAGAAUACUCCAGUAUUCCUAGCACAAACCAAUACAACUAUGAGACAAGUUUCCAAUCCAGCAGUCUGUAUCAUUCGAAGCAAAAGGGGGAGCAAAUUUGCUCUGAAGACCAGAAAAGUAGAGCAAAAAUCCUAGAUGGUGUUACUAGAAGCAAGAUAAAUUUUGAAUAUGCCCAGCUAAACAAUCAAGCCCUCUCCUAUUUGAAAGACUUUACAUUUGAUCUCAGUCCAAGUGACUCUGCCCCUGCUACGACUCUUAGUAGACCAACAUUUUUACCUCUCUUUAACUCUGUCUGCUCAGACACACCUGUUACUUUUUCACAAGCUUCAUACAGCACCACAGUGUCUCUAGCUGACUCGCUGCAGCCUAAGGAGGCCAAGCAGAGCAGCACAGCGCCACGGAGUUAUGCAGAGACCCCCUGCAGGGGCCUCUCUGGAGGGAGUGCUCUGUCCCCUCACCCAGAGGUAGCGGCCCCGGUCACAGCAGUGACAGGGAGGAACCACUAG